AUGCUGCCUGGAGCCUGGCUGCACUGGGCCUGCCUCCUGCUUCUGGCCAGGCUCACCCAGUCCUGCCCUGUGGGCUGUGAUUGCUUCACCUGGGAGGUGUUCUGCUCCGACAAGGCCUUGGUCACCAUCCCCCGUGACAUCCCGCCGCACGCCACGGGCAUUGUCUUCGUAGAGACCUCAUUCACCACAGUGGGAACCAGGACCUUUGAGGGUAAUCCUAACCUGACCAAGGUGGUCUUCCUCAACACCCCACUUUUUCACUUUGGGCUGGAUGCCUUUGGGGGGCUGCCUAGGCUCAAAGACCUGGAGAUCACCGGCAGUGAAUUUUCCAACCUCAGUGCCGCCAUCUUCUCCAACCUGACCUCACUGGCCAAGUUCACCCUCAACUUCAACAUGUUGGAGGCCCUGCCGGAAGACCUCUUCCACAACAUGAAUGCCCUGGAGACCCUCCAGUUGCAGGGCAAUCGGCUCCAGGCCCUGCCUGGCAGGCUCUUCCAGCCUCUGAGACUUCUGAAGACCCUUAACCUGGCUCAGAACCACCUGGCCCAGCUCCCCAAGGAGCUGUUUGACCCGCUUGGCAACCUGCAGACCUUGAAACUGAGCUACAACGCCCUCUCCAGCCUGCCCCAGGGAGUGUUUGGCAAACUGGGCAACCUGCGGGAACUCUUCCUCGACAGCAACGCCAUUUCGGAGCUGCCCCAGGAAGUGUUCUCGCAGCUUCUACACCUGGAGAAGUUGUGCCUGAAGCAGAAUGCCAUCCGGUCCCUGCCUUUCUCUGUCUUCUCCUCCUUGGGCCACCUGACUUUCCUGAGCCUGCAGGGGAAUGCACUUAGGGUACUGCCCACUGGCCUCUUUGCCCAGACUCUGGGCCUGCAAGAUUUGUCCCUGUCCCACAACCAGCUGGAGACCAUCGCCGAGGGAGCCUUCACCAACCUGACCAGCCUCAGUUCCCUCAGACUUUCGCACAAUGCCAUCACCCAUCUGCCGGUAGGGGUCUUCAGAGACCUGGAAAAGUUGACCAAGCUCUACCUGGACAGCAACAACCUGACGUCUUUGCACCCUGCCCUCUUCGAGAACCUGUCCAAGUUGGAGCUGCUCAGCCUUUCCAGGAACCUCCUGACCACACUCCCUGAGGGCAUCUUGGACACCAACUACAACCUGUUCAACCUUGACCUGUCUGGCAACCCCUGGCAGUGUGACUGCCACCUGGCCUACCUCUUCAACUGGCUGUACCAGUAUAGCGACCGGUUCUUCAACACCCAGACCUACUGUGCUGGCCCUGCCUUCCUGAAGGGCCAGGUGGUGCCUUCCCUGAAGGAGGAGCAACUGGUCUGCCCUGUCACCCGGGACCGCUUGGGCUUCCAGGCCCCGGGGUUGGACAACAGGGAUCCAGGGUGCGCCUGGGAUCUGGCCGCCCAGCAACAGGCAGCCUGGAGCAGGUGCACCUACAGCAACCCUGAGGGCACAGUGGUGCUGGCCUGCGAUGAGGCCCGGUGUCACUGGCUGACAGUCCAGCUGUCUUCCAGGCAGAGUUCUGAUUCCCCAGGACUGACACACAACGCCAGUCAAGAGUGGAACCUGAAGUCGAGCUGUGGCUCUGUGAGGGUCACUGUGUCUAUUGAGGCUCCAGCAGGGGAGCCCUAG
Messenger RNA from Talpa occidentalis (Iberian mole), 1644 nucleotides. RefSeq names its product carboxypeptidase N subunit 2 (gene CPN2). Gene Ontology annotation, cellular component: extracellular matrix. The transcript has a single exon. Gene Ontology annotation, molecular function: protein binding. The record is from RefSeq and is a predicted model, not a curated record. Bases 1 to 1644 code for a protein of 547 amino acids. Lineage: Eukaryota; Metazoa; Chordata; Mammalia; Eulipotyphla; Talpidae.